This is a messenger RNA of Cyphellophora europaea CBS 101466, 1608 nucleotides long. RefSeq lists its product as uncharacterized. The record is from RefSeq and is a predicted model, not a curated record. Gene Ontology annotation, biological process: circadian regulation of gene expression; entrainment of circadian clock by photoperiod. Gene Ontology annotation, molecular function: FAD binding; DNA binding. The transcript has a single exon. Bases 1 to 1608 code for a protein of 535 amino acids. Gene Ontology annotation, cellular component: nucleus; cytoplasm. NCBI's taxonomy places the organism in Eukaryota, Fungi, Ascomycota, Eurotiomycetes, Chaetothyriales, Cyphellophoraceae.
AUGUCAAAACGAUCAGAGCUCGAAGCCCCCCUCGACCAGCAUCCUUCCACUAAGCGUGCGAAGCAGGUCGAUGAUCAUACGCCAUAUGAAGAGCUCAAAGAGCGUCUCGACUCCCAGAAAGCCGACAACAAGGCCACUAAGGUCUUGCAUUGGUUCCGCUCCAAAGACCUACGCACUCAGGACAAUCGGGCUUUGCAUGACGCCUUUGAGACGGCCAGAGAAGCGUCGGCACCUUUGGUGUGUGCCUAUUUGCACUGUGGGCCGGAAUUUGUUUGGCACGGCACGAGUCCUGCUCGUGUCGACUUCCUGUUGGAGACUUCGGCUUUGAUGCAAAAGGAGCUCCAUAAAGUGGACAUUCCACUGGUCUUCCUUGACGCUUCGGAUCGUGACGAGAUAAUCCCCGUCAUUACCAAUUUCAUCAAAGACCAGGGUGUGUCCCAUGUCUUCGCCAACUAUGAGUACGAAAUCGACGAACUUCGUCGCGAUACCAAGCUCUUGAACGAUGCCAAGGACAACGGUUACCAAGUCAGCCUUCGUCACGAUCAAACUGUUAUGGAGCCUGGCACGAUGUUGACAGGCGGCAACAAGCCCAUGAAGGUCUUUACGCCAUACCAUAAAGCGUGGCUUGGCGAGGUGAAAGAUGACCCCAGUUUCCUUGAUACUGUUCCUGCACCGUCCCAGCAACCUGGGGAUAAGUCAGCCGUUGAUGGUCUCUUCGACAGCAAGGUGCCGUCCCCUCCCAAAGAAAAAGAGUUUGCUUCUAAAGAUGAACGUGACCGUAUACGUAAGCUCUGGCCGGCUGGCCAUGAUGCUGGCAUGAAGCGGAUGAACGACUUCAUUCAAAACAAGAUCGAAGACUACGCAGCGACCCGAUCCAAUCCAGCCAAGGAUUCCUCGUCUCGAAUGUCGGCUUACUUUGCUGCAGGCGUCGUCUCUGUCCGAGAAGCGCUGUCUGCUGUCAAAAAGCACAACGAUGGCUCAGCAGACUUUUCGCAGUCCGGUGCUUCGCCUGGCGUGGCAUCCUGGGUUCGUGAGGUAGUCUUCCGCGAACUCUACCGUCAAACGACGCUGGUCACUCCUCAUACAGCGAUGAAUCUCCCACAGAACCUCAAGUUCGACUUCGUUCAAUGGGAGGAUGACGAGGAAGGCUAUAAACGAUGGGAGGAUGGUACCCUUGGCGUUCCGUUCGUUGAUGCUGGCAUGCGCCAGAUUAAGCAUGAGGCCUAUAUGCACAACCGGCUACGGAUGAACGUGUCGAGCUACCUCUACUGCAAUCUCUUGAUCGAUUACAGGCGCGGCGAGCGCUAUUUUGCUGAGACUCUGAUCGACUGGGAUCUGAACAACAACACACAAGGUUGGGAACCUUCGUACACAGUAUUCAAUCCAGUCUCACAGGCGGAGAGAAACGAUCCCGAUGGCGAUUACAUUCGCAGGUGGGUGCCAGAGCUAAAGAAUGUCGAGGGAAAAGCAGUCUUUGAUCCCUAUAAUCGUCUGAGCAAGGAGGAAUUCAAGAAGCUAGGUUAUCCGGAACCCUACGUUGACUGGAACGAGACGAAGCAGAGAUGUAUGGAGAGGUUCAAGUCAGACAUGAAGGAUGCAGAGCCAUGA